AGUUUCCUCAAUAACUGCAUUCAAUGGAAUACAAUGAACCAAAUGAAUGAAACUGAAGUCUGGGAAUUUGUCCUUUUGGGGUUUUCGGAUCACCCCACAUUGGAGCCAGUGCUUUUUUCCAUCUUCCUCUUCAUUUAUCUCCUUAUCCUGCUUGGCAAUAUUGGUAUCAUUAUCCUGGCUGCUACAGAUCCACAUUUGCAGACUCCCAUGUACUUUUUCCUUCAAAAUCUGGCAUUUCUUAAUCUUUGCUAUACCACUGCUGUGAUCCCGAAAAUGUUGUCCAACAUGAUAUUGACCAAGAAAGUCAUAUCCUAUCACAUGUGCAUGGCACAAACAUAUAUCUCUCUCUUCAUGGGAGCAGCAGAAUGUAUCCUCCUGGCUGUGAUGGCUUUUGACCGCUUUUUAGCAGUGUGUCACCCCCUGCGUUACACCAUAAUAAUGAAUUUCCAAACCUGCAUUAGAAUUUCAGCUGCUUCUUGGAUUGUUAGCUUUCUAGUUUCUGUUGUCCCACUCUACCUUUCUUUGCCCCCACUUUGUGCCCCAUAUGUCAUUAACCAUGUUUUCUGUGAGGCUCCUGUUUUACUGCAUAUGAUUUGCACUGAUACCUCUUUAAAUGAAUUAUUAAUGUUAGUUGGUAGCCUAGGGACACUAAUGCUGCCCUUUAUCUUGAUUCUGAUUUCAUAUGGUUAUAUUAUUGGUGCAAUAAUAAGGAUCCACAGCACUAGUGGCAGAUGGAAAACCUUUUCAACAUGCUCUUCUCAUUUGACAGUGGUGAUAAUCUAUUAUGGAACAGGAAUGUUCAUGUAUAUGAAGCCAAAAUCCAGUUACUCAGCAGAGCAUGAUAAGCUAAUUUCUAUAUUUUAUUCUGUUAUCAAUCCACUGCUGAACCCUAUAAUAUAUAGCUUUAGAAAUAAGGAAGUCAAAGAAUCAUUAAGGAGAGUCUUUGGAAUAAAUACAUUGGACAAGCCAUACUAA
Molecule: messenger RNA, 975 nt
Organism: Pantherophis guttatus
Lineage: Eukaryota; Metazoa; Chordata; Lepidosauria; Squamata; Colubridae
Product: olfactory receptor 2G3-like
Biological process (GO): G protein-coupled receptor signaling pathway
Cellular component (GO): membrane
Molecular function (GO): olfactory receptor activity; G protein-coupled receptor activity
Source: RefSeq, a predicted model, not a curated record